UUAAUAAUCACUGGGAGUUCCCAGGUGGCUCAAUGGGUUAAGGAUCUCAUUGCCAUUGCUGUGGCGCUGGUUAGAAAUCAUAAUUAUUCACACAGAACCCCUCCCCAAGCUCUUUCCUACCCUGAGCAUCUGCUCUCACAGGUCCAGGGCACACCUCCCCUGCCUUCUGUCCAGGGUCAUCUGCCCAGGCCAGUGCCCUCCACCCAGACCUCACAGACCUUGCGCAGCUCCCGAAAGUCCGAGGGUUCAGAACCCACCUCCCCACAUGGCUCUGGGAACGGCGUGCCCACUCCCCUCCCCUCUGCUGGCCCAGCCCUUUCACACAGGGGGCCUUCAUGGGACACACCUGGGCUCCCACAACCCCACUGUCCUUUCAGAGUCCCCCCCCACACACCGCAGGGUGUCAGAGGUGGGGGAGGGCCUGGGUGGGUCGCAGGGGUGCAGGGGAAGGGGCGCAGUGGGGGGCUGUCAUGGGAAGCUGGGGAAGGCGGCGCCCCCAGCUCAGGUGAGGCCGGGGUGAGCGGGAGGGCGGGGCCUUCACUGGUGCCGCCCCCAGCCCCGCCCUGUCCGCGAGGCUUUAGGCUCCCGGGGUCGGUUCGCUGCGGGAGUGGGGCCGCGGUGCAGCGUCCGGCAGAGCGCGGUCACUGCUCCCGGGUCUGGGAACCAUGGAGCCCACCGCCAGUGACUUACAGCUGGUGCCCGGGGCAGCCAAGGAUGUCGAAACUGCAGGUGUCACAUGCUCCUGGGCUGCCCUCUCAGCUGUGGUGGCCACCAGCAUCGUCAUUGUCACCCUGGGAGUCCUCAUGGCCUCCCUCUCUACACAGGGCGUCUUAGUGGAGCACACAGCGGAGCUGCGAGGGAUCCGGUUUGCCUGCAGCUUGCAGCAGGAGAGCUCUGAUUACUACCGCAUGCUGACGCCCACCCUGGAGGCACUGUUUGUCAGCAGCUUUGAGGAGACAGAGUUGGAGGCCAGCUGCCUGGGCUGCACUGUGCUGAGUUACCAGGACGGGAAUGGCAGUGUCCUCGUGCACAUCCGGCUGCGCUUCCUGCUGCAGCCCCUGCGGACGCUGAGGCCAGGCCUGGAGGAGGAGUUGUUACAGCGGGGCCUCCAUAGGAGGCUGCAGGGCCACGGCCUCCCCCUGGCCACCUAUGGCACCAUCGCGUCAGUGUGGCUCACAGGAAGCCAGAGGGGGCUGCUUACAGAAAGAGACUUAAAAUCAGGUCGCUGUGUGGGGAAUGCCUUUUCCUGUGGAAACAGCCAGUGUGUGACCAAGGUGAACCCAGAGUGUGAUGACACCGCGGACUGCUCCGAUGGAACCGAUGAGGCCCACUGUGACUGUGGUUUGCAGCCUGGCUGGAGGACAGUCGGCAGGAUUGUGGGUGGUGUGGAAGCGGCCCCAGGGGAGUUCCCUUGGCAAGUCAGCCUCCGUGAAAACAACGAACACUUCUGUGGGGCUGCUGUCAUCAGUGCCAGGUGGCUGGUGUCUGCUGCCCACUGCUUCAAUGAGUUCCAAGACCCCACCGAGUGGGUGGUCUACGCGGGUACCACCUACCUCAGUGGCCUGGAAGCCAGCACGGUGCGGGCCCGUGUGGUCCGGAUCAUCACACACCCCCUGUACAACUCCGACACGGCUGACUUCGACGUGGCAGUGCUGGAGUUGGGCGGCCCCCUGCCCUUCAGCAGGCACGUGCAGCCUGUGUGUCUCCCGGCUGCCACCCACGUUUUCCCACCCAGGAAGAAGUGUCUGAUCUCCGGCUGGGGCUACCUCAAGGAGGACUUCCUGGUCAAGCCAGAGAUGCUGCAGAAAGCCACCGUGGAGCUGCUGGACCAGGCCCUGUGCGCCAAUCUGUACGGCCACUCGCUCACUGACCGGAUGGUGUGUGCUGGCUACCUGGAUGGGAAGGUGGAUUCCUGCCAGGGUGACUCAGGGGGCCCUCUGGUCUGCGAGGAGCCCUCCGGCAGGUUCUUCCUGGCCGGCAUCGUCAGCUGGGGAAUCGGCUGCGCAGAAGCCAGGCGUCCGGGGGUCUACGCCCGAGUUACCAGGCUGCGUGACUGGAUCCUGGAGGCGAUCACCCUGACGAGCAAGCCUCUGGCCCCCACGGUGGCCCCCACCCCCCCUACCCCCAGCACUGCCUGGCCUACCAGCCCCAAGAGCCCAGUGGUUGACACCCACACCAAACCCACGCUGGCCCCCAGCACUGCACCUCUCCACUUGCCCACAGCUUCCAAACUGCAAGAGUGUGGGGUCAGGCCAGCACUGGAGAAGCCCACCCGGAUCGUGGGCGGGUUCAGCGCUGCCUCCGGGGAGGUGCCCUGGCAGGUCAGCCUGAAGGAGGGUUCCCGGCAUUUCUGCGGAGCCACCGUGGUGGGGGACCGUUGGCUGCUGUCAGCCGCCCACUGCUUCAACCACACGAAGGUGGAGCUGGUGCGGGCCCACCUGGGCACCGCAUCCCUCUCAGGCAUCAGUGGGAGCCCCGUGAAGAUGGGGCUCAGGAGGGCGGUGCUGCACCCCCAGUACAACCCCAGCAUCCUGGACUUCGACGUGGCUGUGCUGGAGCUGGCCAGGCCCCUGGUCUUCAACAAGUACGUGCAGCCCGUCUGCCUCCCGCUGGCCAUCCAGAAGUUCCCCGUGGGCCGCAAGUGCAUGAUCUCCGGAUGGGGUAACACGCAGGAAGGAAAUGCCACCAAGCCUGACAUCCUGCAGCGGGCAUCCGUGGGCAUCAUAGACCAGAAGGCAUGCAGUGCCCUCUACAACUUCUCACUUACGGACAGAAUGAUCUGUGCGGGGUUCCUGGAGGGCAAGGUUGACUCCUGCCAGGGUGACUCUGGGGGCCCCCUGGCCUGUGAAGAGACCCCCGGCGUGUUCUAUUUGGCGGGGAUUGUGAGCUGGGGCAUCGGCUGCGCUCAAGCCAAGAAGCCAGGCGUGUACACUCGAAUCACCAGGCUGAAGGGCUGGAUCGUGGACACUAUGUCCUCCCACCCCACGCCACCACUCGCCACCACUCGGACACUCGCCAGCAGUCUUGCCACCAGAACAACAGCUGGCCCCACAGUCCCAGGGAUCACAGCCAGUAGACCCACACCUCUGGCCACCAGCAGGGUGACCAGCCAACCUGCCAACAGGACUGCCACAGCCAUGACCACCACUGCUAGGGGAGAGACACCACUUCCACAUGUCCCAAAGCCCACCAUGGGCAUCCAGCUGCCAGACUGCGGCCUGGCACCAGCCGCAGCACUGACCAGGAUUGUGGGUGGCAGUGCCGCUGGCCGAGGGGAGUGGCCGUGGCAGGUGAGCCUGUGGCUGCGGCGGCGGGAACACCGCUGUGGAGCCGUGCUGGUGGCUGAGAGGUGGCUGCUGUCAGCUGCGCACUGCUUCGAUGUCUAUGGGGACCCCAAGCAGUGGGCAGCCUUCCUGGGUACUCCGUUCCUGAGCGGCGCAGACGGGCAGCUGGAGCGUGUGGUGCGCAUCCACAAGCACCCCUUCUACAAUGUCUACACCCUUGACUACGACGUGGCGCUGCUCGAGCUGGCGGGACCUGUGCUCCGCAGCCGCCUCGUGCGGCCCAUCUGUCUGCCCGAACCAGGGCCUCGGCCUCCCGACGGCGCACGCUGUGUCAUCACGGGCUGGGGCUCCGUGCGUGAGGGAGGCUCAAUGGCAAGGCAGCUGCAGAAAGCGGCCGUGCGCCUCCUCAGCGAGCAGACAUGCCGCCGCUUCUACCCGGUGCAGAUCAGCAGCCGCAUGCUAUGCGCUGGCUUCCCACAGGGCGGCGUGGACAGCUGCUCGGGUGACGCCGGGGGACCCCUGGCCUGCAGGGACCCCUCCGGCCGGUGGGUGCUAACUGGGGUCACCAGCUGGGGUUACGGCUGCGGGCGGCCCCAGUUCCCGGGCGUCUAUACCCGGGUGGCUGCUGUGAGGGGCUGGAUCUGGCAGAACAUCCAGGAGUGACGACUACGUGGCUGCCCGGGCCUGGGACCAGCGAUAUGACGGCGCAGGAGUCAGCCAGCCAUCCCACCCAAGAUGGGGUGUCCAGGUGGCAGGUGGGGGGUGGAGGGGGCUGUGGGUAACUGGGGUGCAGUUAACUGCAUAAUCUGUUCCAAUAAACACAGGUCUGUAGCCUG
Molecule: messenger RNA, 4120 nt
Organism: Sus scrofa (pig)
Lineage: Eukaryota; Metazoa; Chordata; Mammalia; Artiodactyla; Suidae
Gene: TMPRSS9
Product: transmembrane serine protease 9
Biological process (GO): proteolysis
Molecular function (GO): protein binding; serine-type endopeptidase activity
Source: RefSeq, a predicted model, not a curated record